AAGUUCUCAUCUUUCUGAUCAACCAGCGAAAAGGUACUGCGUACCGUACUACCAAGCAAAGUCUUGAAACAGACGAAGAAGAACCAAGAUGAAGCUUCUUAUCGUUUGCCUGCUUGUUGCAGGAACACUGGCUGUGCCAGUCAAGAAGAGCAAGCAAGACAUCUUCAAGUGUGAAGAGCAGAGAAAUCGCUUUAAGGAAGGAGUGAGGUACAGCUACAAGUACGAAGGCGAGGUGAGCAGUGGAAUUGUGGGGCUGUCUGAGGACCGCACCGGACUCAAGCUCAAGUGUAAUGUCCAGGUCGAGGUCCCCGAAUCCUGCGAGCUGCUGCUCCGUACGGAGGGCUGUGUUCUGGAGGAGAUGGUUCGCCCGGAGAAGUACCAGAAGGCGCCCAACUCCCGCCAGUUCUCCAUCGCCAUGUCUGAGCGCCCGCUCUACUUCCGCAUGACCCGCGGAGAGGUGUACGGAGUCUACCCCAGCGUGGAUGAGCCCAUCCAGAUCCUGAACAUCAAGAAGGGCAUCCUGUCCUCCCUGCAGGUUCAGCAGGUUCAGGAGCCCGAGAGGGUUCACCAGUCCAGGAACACCACCGUCAACGUUACUGACAUCCACGGCAACUGCUCUGCCAACUACACCGUGUACAAGAUGAAGCAGGGACGCACCGUUUACAACGUCAGCAGGGACCUCAGCAACUGCACCCGCCCCAACAAGACCAUCACUGAACUGUCCCCUCUGUCUCUCCUCAAGAACAUCAGCCGCCAGGUGGAGACCAACCUGAACUCCACCCAGAACUGCAGUUACGAGAUUGACCGUAAGGGGCAGAUCCGCGAGGUUUACUGCCUGGAGCAGUACACGGUCCUGCCUCUCUCCUCCAACCAGAGCCGCACGGGCGUGCAGACCAACAUCACCGUCGUGCUCAAGAAGGGAUCCACCGAGACCAUGAACAGCAAGAAGAUCGACACCUCUCUGGAGGGCCGCCGUGUGUGCAACCUGACCUACGAGUUUGAGAACAUUACCGUUCCAUCCAACACCUCCAUCAACACCACCCUGGACAUCCUGCUGCAGCUGGUCAACACCACCAAGAACACCACCCAGCUCAACUCCACCGUGCUGUUCGACCGCUUCGUGGCCUCCCUGCGCAGCCUGAAGAACGAGAGCCUGUUCCAGCUGUUCCCUGUCGUCUACCAGAACCAGACCGGAAACUUCUCCUGCAACGCCACCCAGCAGAUCGCUCGCGACUACUUCGUCCAGGCCCUGCCCCAGUGCGGCUCCGUGCCCUGCAUCUCCCUCAUCAGCCACGCCAUCAUGAACGGGACCAUCAACGGCACGACCUCCGACCUGCUGAUGUACAGCCUGGCCUUCAUCACCGAGCCAACCCUGCCAAUCAUCAACCAGACCCUGAAGGUUGCUCUCCUGAACCGUACCCGCCCAGCCCUGCUGUCCCUGUCCACCCAGAUCUACAACUUCUACCAGAAGAACCAGACUGCCCGUGAGGUGCGUGAGGUCCCCCAGGUUAUCCGUGAGUCCAUGGACAUGCUGCUGAACACCAUCAGCUUCGACUGCUCUCCCCUCACAAACAUGGCCAACAACCCCCGCGUCGCCAUCCAGGAGCAGGAGGACAUCCUGAUCGCCCUGCGUGCCAUCGGCAACAUGGGCUUCCCCGUCCAGAAGCUCGACAAGGAGCUGCGUAAGGACUUCCGUAUCGUGCCCACUCUGAUCCGCUGUGCCAAGAACCCCAUCGUCCCCCGCAACAUCUCCCUCGCCGCCAUCCAGGCCGUCCGCCGCAUGGAGUUCACUCCUGAGGUCCGUGAGGAGCUGACUAAGAUCGUGACCGAGGCCGAGCACGACGUUGAGCAGCGCAUCGCCGCUUACAUCAUGCUGAUGAAGAACGUGACCAAGCCUGACCUGGUCCAGAUCCUCCGCAUCCUGCAGGUCGAGCAGGUCAACCAGGUGCGUUCCUUCAUCUCCUCCCACCAGCAGAACAUCCUGCGCUCGGAGGAGCCGGUGGUCCAGCCGCUGAGGAAGCUGGUAGAGGAGACUCUGCGUGAGGAGAGGAUCACCCUGCCUGAGCAGGAGGAUGAAGCCAUGAAGUUCAGCAAGAACUACCAGUACAGCCAGGAGAUGUACGUCCCUUACACCAACAUCUCUUGGAUCAACCGCCUGCGCACCAAUGUGAUCUACCACCACGAGAGCCCGCUGCCUCGCCAGAUCGCCUUCAACUACACCCUGGAGGCCCUGGGCAUGCCCGUCAACCUGUUCGACCUCACCUUCGACAUGGAGGGGCUCGAGACCGUCAUCGAGACCGUCUUCGGCCAGAAGGGCUACUACCCCGACGAGACCCUGAAGACCGUUCUGAAGAAGAAGCAGCAGCCCAAGAAGUCUUCCCUGGCCAACAACGUCUUGGAGACUCUUGAGACCAUGCACAAGGAGGUGCGUCAGGAGCGUGCCUACCCCCAGGUGUCCUCCACCCUGCGUAUCCUUGGCAACGAGUUCGGCUUCGUCACCCUGGAGCAGCUGAAGAACGCCACCAUCGGCACCCAGAACCCCGUCAAGUUCCUGGACACCCUGAACCGCGGAAUCCAGAAGAACUUCACCGCGGCCUGGAAGUUCGUGGAGGCGCGCUACACCCUGCCCACCAUCAUGGGUCUGCCCCUGAACAUCAGCACCAACGGGACCCUGGUCGCUCGCGCCGCCGUCAACGUCACCGCCGAUCUGAAGAAGAUCUUCACCCAGCCCCGCACCGCCUACGUGAAGACCCAGGUUACCCCCAGCGCCACUGUGAGCAUCGUGUCCCGCAUGGUCGUCGACUGCCCCCUGUACAGCUCCGUUGGUCUGCAGAUGAACGACACCCUGUACCACUCCUCCAACAUCUCCGCUAACGUCACCCUGAAGAACGGCGAGCUCAGCUUCCACCUCAACAACACCGUCGGCCCCGUGCAGGUGAUGAACUACAGCCGGGAGAUCUACCUCAUCCGUCCCCGUGAGAACCUGACUGAGAUCCGCGUGCCCAGGACCAACUCCACCUCCUUCAAGAACUGCACCAACACCACCAACGUGCUCGGCGUGGAGCUCUGCUUCUCCGGCGAGAUCGUCAACGGAACCUACCGCAACGUCUCUCACCUGGUCGGCCCCGUCAAGAGCCUCAACAUCACCAUCGUCCCCACCGACAAGAACCUGACCACCUACUCUGUGGCCAUGAAGUACGAGCAGCUGAAGCAGCGUGUUCAGCAGCAGGAGAAGCCCCGCAAGCAGCUCUGGCGCACCAAGUACAGCAACGAUCCCUCCAAGUUCAACUUCAUCGAGUCCCUGCGCGUGAACUUCUCCGCCCCCGGGCAGAACUACACCCGCAACGUGACCUCCCUGUUCCAGAUCAACCGCAACACCACCGAGCUGCUCUGGAACAUCACCGUCCCUGAGGUUCAGAACGUCACCGUCUGGGCUAAGAUUGCCAACGAGUCCCAGUGGUGGAACAAGACCAUGAACUACACCAUGUUGGUGAACGUGACCUACGCCCCUGAGAAGAACCUGACCCUGGAGUGGCGCUACCUCAACGUCACCUGCAACAAGACCCAGACCCAGAACUACACCAUGCUGGCCAACCUCACCGUCUCCAACAUGACCUACGCCUGGUCCUCCUCCGUCAACCGUACCCUCAACUCUACCGGCAACUUCACCGCCAACGUCAACGUCACCUACUACUGGGACCCCCAGACCCCCAUCCUGGACUGGCUGAAGCCUGAGUACAAGGUGAAGCCUGAGAACAUCUCUGUCCUGGCCCUGAAGUACGCCUACCUCAACAAGACCACCGUCAACGAGACUGUCUGGGAGACACAGAUGAACCUCACCUACCCCUUCCAGAACAUCACCUUCCUGGCUCGUGUGUGGAACAACACUGCUAACUACUCUGCCUCCGCCAACCUGACCUGGCUGACCCCGGCCAACGAGACUCGCUUCAUCAACGUCUCCCACCAGCUGCUCAACUCCAGCAUCGACAGCAUCACCAACUUCACCUACAUCUUCAACAUCUCUUCUGUCGAGAGGUACCUGUGCAUCAAUGCCAGCCUGGUGAACACCACCCAGGAGUACAACUCCACCCUGAACGUGACCCUGUUCAUGCUGAACUCCACCAUGUACAACAUGAGCUUCUACAACUGGACCGCUGCUCUCUCCAUGAGGAACAUCAGCCAGGAGAGCCCCGAGCCAAACACCAACAAGUGGUACUACGAGCCCACCAGUGGAAAGUACAUCCGUAAGCCGCAGCCUGAUGUGUGGGCCGUGAAGCUGAACCUGACCUACCCCAGCUACAUCAACCAGAGCUCCCAGAACUUCACCAUCUCCGCUCGCCUGGUCAACGCCACCCACGAGCAGGGACGCAACUACACCAUUAUCAGCAACAUCUCCAUCCCGGAGUUCAAGGUGAAUGCCACCCACAACAUGACCCUGCUGAAUAAGACCCAGGGCAUCGAGUUCUACUGGAACACCACCGCCUGCGCUAACCUGACUCUGCUGCAGAACAUCACCAUCUUCAACACCAGCCUGUGGAACAUCACCCGGCUCAACCGCACCAGCCCCUACCAGCUGCAGAACGCCACCUGGACCGGCAAGCUCAACUACACCUUCCCCAGGAACGAGUCCAUCCAGAUCCCUCUGCCCAUCAUUGGAAACCUGUCCCUGAGCAACAUCAGCUCCGUGUUUGAGAACAUCACCAUGCCCGUCUACCUGGCCAACUACAAGCUGCCCUUCCAGAUCUUCGGCAUCAAGAACAUCCCAUGGAUCCGCCAGGUUAACGAGAGCAUGAUUGUCCGUCUGCUGAACAUCUCUUACUUCGAGCCCAAGUUCCUCGAGGAGCUGGAGCCCAUCGUUGGGAAGAUCGAGAUCCCGCUGCCCAAGAUGCAGAUCAUCCCCAGGCCUAUCCUCCGCCUCAUCAACUACACUCUGCCCAACAUGACCAUCCCCAAGAACCUGAGCCUGCCCUGCCUGGGUAACCUGACGUACGAGAUGAACCUGACCAGUCCCAUCUACAACAUGACCGUCAACAGCACCGUGCAGAACGUCACCAUCGCACGCAACGUGUCUGUCAUCAACGCUUUCGUCAACGUCACCUCCAACUCUUCCAUGGAGUUCCUCAACUUCACCAUGCAGGGUGUUCUGAACGCCACCCACCUGAACAACCUGACUGAGGUGAACAUGACCUCCAGGCUGAACCUGACCCACCCUGACCUGACCGUGAACGUGACCCUGAACACCACCGGCCUCAACAUCACAGGCAUGAACGUCACCAACCUCAACAGCACCUUCUUCUUGAACAUCACGGCUCCCCAGUGGGUUAACGUGACCGUGAACGUGACCGCUCGUAACGACACUCUGUACGCCAACCUCACCAUCCCCACCUUCAACAGCUCCAUGGUCCUGCUCGGCCAGCUCCCCAACAAGACUCGUCUUAAUGUUACUCUCUACGUCAAGAACAUCACCCGUGACAUCAAUGAGACCGUCCUGUCCUGGUACGUGACCCUGAACGAGACCUCCCUGCUGUACUCCAACCUGACCUGGAACCUGACUGCUCUGAACUCCACCCUGAACCUCACCCGCGCUGUCGAGCAGUUCUGGAACAUCACCAGCAACCAGACCCACCCCAUCAACAAGUACGCUGUGCAGUACCUCAACAAGACCGUCGCUGAGUGCUUGAACACGACCGUGAACUACACCAUGACCCUGGUGAACUCCACCGUCAACUACACCUACGAACUGGUGCAGAACCUGACCGUGGGAACCCCCCUCUUCAACGUCACCUUCAACGGCACCGACAUGAUCCGUAACAUCACCAACAUGAUCACCUACAACACCACCGAGUUCUUCAACAGGACUCUGCCUGCCUUCAUGGUGAACUUCUACAUGUACGAGCCCAUCACCCAGAUGAUCGUGAACUACACGAUCAACGCCACCAUCCCGCAGAACCUCACCAUCACCAACGCCUCCAUCAACGCUCUGUCCUACUUCCUCUUCCCCGGGUACCAGUUCACCAACAACUCCAUCUGCGUGAAUGUCACCCACCCCAUGAACUGGACCAGCUUCUACGAGCUGCCAACCAUGAGGAACGAGACCGCCAAGAGGAACAAGACCUGGACCGAGGAGGUCGUCACCUACUUCUACGACAUGGUCUACACCAAGCCUGUGUACAAGCAGCUCAACAUGUACACCACCAAGACCGGCAUGAUCUUCGGCAAGAACAACGUGUACACCUUCGAUGGCCGCAUGUACGCCGUCCCCGAGUACAACCACGAGGACUGCAUGUACAUCAUGGCCCGCGACUUCCUGGAUAAGAACUUCACCAUCCUCAGCAGCCCCAAGUCCAUCACCGUCAAGCUCAGGGAACUGGUCGCCAAGAUCAGCGAGGACAGCAAGGUCUACAUCGAUGGCUCCAACCAGCCCACCGAGCUUCCCUACCAGACUCCCGAGAAGAACGUGACCAUCACCCGCACCGGCGUGUUCGUCAACGUGACCACUCGCUACGGCGUCAGCAUCAUCUGCGACUCCGUGAACCAGCUCUGUGCCUUCAACAUCUCCGGCCAGUACCACAACAAGACCCUGGGCCUGCUGGGUACCAACGACAACGAGCCCUCCACCGACUUCCGCCGCCCCAACGGCCGCAACACCUCCAACAUUGCAGAGUUCCUCAACUCCUACGAGGUGACCGGAUACAAGACCUGCAAGCUGAGCCCCAACCAGCAGUACAACAAGGUCGCCAAGGUCAAGCUGAGCAAGGUGAACCCCAUCUGCCGCCAGCUGCUGAACGAGCGUAACACCACCUCCCCGUACGCCAAGUGCUUCCAGACCGUCGACCCCAAGCCGUUCCGUGAGGCGUGCGAGUACAGCUCCAAGUACCAGAGCGAGGAGAAGGCCUACUGCGCAACCAUCGGCGCCUACGUCAGCCUGUGCCAGUCUAAGGGCAUCUUCAUCAACCAGACCGCUCAGUGCACCGUGUGCGAGAAGACCCGCCAGCUGAACGACACCUGGUGGCAGAAGAGCCGCAGGACCGCUGACAUCGUCCUCAUCGUGUCCGAGAACAUCCAGCUCACCAAGAAGUCCAACCCCGAGCACCAGCUCAAGAAGCUCAUCCAGAAGCUCAGCGAGAAGAAGUCUUACGACGACAUCCGCGUUGCCAUCGUCGGCUUUGGAGGCAAGGAUGUCCACGAGCCCGCUCACGUCCACACCAUCAACGGCGAGCUGUUCGCUCAGAUGAAGCCCAACGAGGUCAACAAGGCCCUGAAGGAACUCGCUUUCGAGGGUAAGAAGACCACCAACGCCAUGGAGGCCAUCAGGCUGGCUGCCCAAUACCCCUUCCGCCCCGAAGCCUCCAAGGUCUUCCUGCUCAUCACCGAGGAGGACAAGGUCGAGAAGAACCCCCAGGAGAUCCGUGAGAUUAAGAAGAUCCUCGCCGAGCAGUCCAUCACCCUGAACGUCUUCUCUAGCUACAAGGAGAUCAAGAAGUCCAAGGUUGACCAGAUCUACGGCAUCAAGUACAACCUGGAGAUCAUCUCUGACAAGAAGGUGCCCAAGAAGCACUCCAUCUCCGGCCUGGUCAAGCUGCCCAAGGGCGUCUACGUCGAGCUCUGCACCGCCACCAAGGGCUCCAUCUUCUCCGUGGACCUUCUGCUGGAAGGCGAGCACCGUCUGAUGAAGCAGGUUUCCGACAUCGUCGUGGACCAGAUCGAGUCUCAGUCCGGCAUCGAGAAGAUCUGCAGGUGCUACCAGGGCCCCGCCGGCGAGGGCGUCACCAAGUGCAAGGUUGUUCCCGUCUACUAUUAAACUGGACAAAAAAACAGAAACAUCAAGAACGACCCCCACAAAUGACGACAAUAACGACGCUGCUAAACAACGUUACUCAUGAUGUAAAAUGAUUUUUUUUAUUUAAAAGUGAUCAAAAGGAACUACUUUUUACCACCAACUCUCAAGUGUUCAAGUAUAGAUAGCUUUGUAUAACUAUGUUGCAAGGACAUAUUGUUCCAUAAAAAGAUAUUAUUAAAUAUUGGAAUUGUUCAUUUGCAA
This is a messenger RNA of Branchiostoma belcheri (Belcher's lancelet), 8041 nucleotides long. RefSeq lists its product as uncharacterized. Gene Ontology annotation, biological process: cholesterol transport; cholesterol homeostasis; triglyceride mobilization. Gene Ontology annotation, cellular component: very-low-density lipoprotein particle; mature chylomicron; low-density lipoprotein particle. The transcript is spliced from 43 exons. Gene Ontology annotation, molecular function: cholesterol transfer activity; low-density lipoprotein particle receptor binding. The coding region runs from base 89 to 7801 and encodes 2570 amino acids. Lineage: Eukaryota; Metazoa; Chordata; Leptocardii; Amphioxiformes; Branchiostomatidae. The record is from RefSeq and is a predicted model, not a curated record.